Poeciliopsis prolifica (blackstripe livebearer) is the source of this 1398-nucleotide messenger RNA. RefSeq names its product chibby homolog 1 (Drosophila) (gene cby1). The coding region runs from base 265 to 642 and encodes 125 amino acids. The transcript has 5 exons. The record is from RefSeq and is a predicted model, not a curated record. NCBI's taxonomy places the organism in Eukaryota, Metazoa, Chordata, Actinopteri, Cyprinodontiformes, Poeciliidae.
UGUCUUGAGAGAAGAGAAUUUGACGUUAGCGCGUUAAAUACAUUUUCUCCAUGGAGUGUUUCUCUCAGGACGUCUCUGUUGAUCACCUGCUGGAGUAACUUGGUGUCGUUAGCAGCGUCAGAACCAGGCGAUAGCAACGAGGCUUCUGAGUUAAACUCCUUCAUCAUCACCCUCAUCCUUCAUCAUCAUCAUCCUCCUCCUCCUCCUCCAUCUUCCUCAUCCUCAUCUUCCUCCUCUGUCUCUUAGGACUUUAGAAAAUCCCUGAUGCCGCUGUUUGGAAACACCUUCAGCCCGAAGAAGACUCCGCCCCGCAAAUCUGCGUCCCUGUCCAGCCUUCACACGUUGGAUCGCUCGACAAGAGAAAUAGAGCUUGGCCUGGAGUCGGGACCUCCUGCCAUGAGCUUAGGAGGCCAGAGCUGGAAAUUUGAGGACGGACAGUGGAUAACAGAAUCUGGUGGAAAUUCUUCUACUAAGGAGGUGCAGCGGCUUAAGAAACGAAAUCUGCAGCUGGAGGAAGAAAAUAACCUUUUAAAAUCAAAGAUUGAAGUUCUGAUGGACAUGCUGACAGAAACUACAGUGGAGUUCCACCUGAUGGAGAAAGAAAUCGAAGACAUGAAAACUCAACACCGAAGAAAAAAAUGACGAUCCAGUGUAGCUAGAUUUUUUGAUAUUUUUUUUUUUUAGAGUUUCUUUAAAGAUAAAAGGCAGUAAAAUAAAACCACAAGUCAUUUUUUAACAUGUUUUGUCCCAUUUUUAAAAUAUUAAUAAAAUCUUAUUUAUUUUCAUCUGAGUAUUUACACAUGCAGCCUAUUUUUUAUAAACCGCAUUCAAAAAUAACAAACUGUCUCUUAUAAUUUUCUUUAUAUUCUAAAUUAAAAAGCUUCUAAAUUAAAAAGCUGGACAAAUAUUUUAAUACGUCAUCAUUAUUCUGUUUUGAUGCUUUUUCUUUGUUUUGUUUUUUUAGUUUUGGAAACAAGACAAAUUAAAAAUGUUUGAUUUUGUUAAAUAAAACACACAUUUUGUUGCAAGAAUUAAUAAUAAUAAAAGUAACCCCUUCAUUAUUUAUCAUAAAUAUCUAGAAGGUUCACUGCUACCUGUGCUGCAAUAUCACUGUUUCCUUUUUGUAGAAUGCUGUUUGGAUUUCAAAAUAAAAUGUAUAUUCAAUAUAAAAUAUAAUUUAAUCUGUGAUCUUUUCUUUUUUGGUGGGUAUAUAUAUAUAAAUGUGUACAUAAAUAAUUUAAUAUUUAACCCAGUCGCAGCCUGUGUAGCAGUGGGGUUAGUCUUUUUGCAGAAAUAUUUCACGUUUUUUUUUAAAAAUAAUGAUCCAUAUGGGGAAUAUCUGCGUCUCUGUGUGUAUUCCUCUGUUGUUUACUCAGAUUAAAGUUUCCAUCCAUGUUG